This is a messenger RNA of Neurospora tetraspora, 1451 nucleotides long. RefSeq lists its product as uncharacterized. The transcript is spliced from 3 exons. Gene Ontology annotation, molecular function: cytochrome-b5 reductase activity, acting on NAD(P)H. Gene Ontology annotation, biological process: ergosterol biosynthetic process. Lineage: Eukaryota; Fungi; Ascomycota; Sordariomycetes; Sordariales; Sordariaceae. The record is from RefSeq and is a predicted model, not a curated record. Bases 150 to 1181 code for a protein of 343 amino acids.
GAACCCGCGAUUGAAAAAGGUACGGGGACCUCUAUGCACUGCACUGACUGCACUGACUACAGCCUAAAACACGGGCGUACCUGAACCUCGUCCGAUCUUCCCGUCCCCUCCUUCCUCCAAUUCUUGCUUUCCAGACACUGCAUGUCAAAAUGAGUCUGUUCGUUGCUAGCACCAGGUCCGCCUUCCGGGCUGUCGCCCCCAUCAAGAGGUCUUUCCAGACCCGCCGCUCCUAUGCGACCGAGCCCUCCAAGGGCGGCAGCAGCAGCACCAUCCUCCUCGGCGCCGCCGCUGUUGGUAUUGCCGGCGCCGGCGCCUACUUCUUCUCCGGCUCUGGUGCCGCCAAGAAGGCUGAGGCCAGCGUUAAGGAGGUGACCGAGAAGCUCACCCCCGGCGAGAUCAAGAAGGCCUUCGUCGGCGGCGACCAGGGCUGGGUUAGCCUCAAGCUCGACGAGGUUGAGCUGGUCAACCACAACACCAAGCGCCUGCGCUUCAGACUUCCCGAGGAUGACAUGGUGUCUGGCCUCCACGUUGCCAGCGCUAUCCUCACCAAGUUCAAGCCUCUCGAUGCCGAGAAGGCUGUCCUCAGGCCUUACACUCCCAUCAGCGACGAGAGUGCCCAGGGCUACAUUGACCUCCUGGUCAAGAAGUACGAGGGUGGUCCCAUGAGCACCCACCUCCAUGAUAUGGCUCCCGGCCAGCGCCUCGACAUCAAGGGCCCUCUUCCCAAGUACCCCUGGGAGGCUAACAAGCACAAGCACAUCGCCCUCGUUGCUGGCGGCACCGGUAUCGCCCCCAUGUACCAGCUCAUCCGCGCCAUCUUCAACAACCCCGACGACAAGACCAAGGUUACUCUCGUCUUCGGCAACGUCAGCGAGGAGGACGUUCUCCUCAAGCACGAGCUCGCCACCAUCGAGAACCACUACCCCCAGCGCUUCCGCGCUUUCUACGUCCUCGACAACCCUCCCAAAGAGUGGACCGGUGCUAAGGGCUACAUCAACAAGGACCUCCUCAAGACUGUCCUUCCUGAGCCCAAGAACGAGGAUAUCAAGGUCUUCGUCUGCGGCCCUCCUGGCAUGAUGACCUCCAUCUCCGGCAACAAGAAGAGCCCCAGGGACCAGGGCGAGCUGUCCGGUAUCCUCAAGGAGCUCGGCUACUCUGCCGAUCAGGUGUACAAGUUCUAAGCGACUUGGGACUUUCUGAUGCAUCUUGCGUAUUAUAAUAUCACCAUCUUGAUUAGCUAGAAUAGCGCGGCGUCACUUGAGUUGGGCAAUGUGGGAUUGGCUUGGUCUACGAUACUUAUGCUUGACGAGCACACGCGGCGCACAUCCUGCUGUGUAUAGAUAGAGGAUAAUAGAAGGCAGAAAAACAGCCAGAUAUGAAAGACCAAAAGCGAUAUGAUGAUCAUGCGAAAAUUCUUGCUUUUCUGAAACGAUGCUCGGUUUCAAUUGCAG